AGCCGGAACUAGUUCCGGAGUAGCUGGGGUCACACGAAGGGGGAGUGAAACCUUAAAUACUUCAAAAAUGCUGUUACGAAGGGCGUUGCACAUCGGAGGGUUGACACUGAAACACAGCAGGUCCAUCCAUCAUAGUCCCGUAUGGAGAAAUCCCCUCAUACCCAUAGUUGUGGAGCAGACGGGGAGAGGAGAACGAGCGUAUGACAUCUACUCUCGCCUCCUGAGAGAGAGAAUCAUUUGUGUAAUGGGUCCUAUUGAUGACUCUGUAGCCAGUCUGGUUAUUGCCCAGCUGCUCUUCCUACAGUCAGAAAGCAACAACAAGCCCAUCCACAUGUACAUCAACAGUCCUGGUGGUGUGGUGACAGCAGGCCUGGCCAUUUAUGACACCAUGCAGUACAUCCUUAAUCCCAUUUCCACCUGGUGUGUUGGCCAGGCAGCCAGUAUGGGCAGCUUGCUCCUGGCAGCAGGAACCUCAGGCAUGAGGCAUUCGCUGCCCAACGCCCGCAUCAUGGUUCACCAGCCUUCAGGAGGCGCCAGGGGCCAGGCCACAGACAUCGCCAUCCAGGCCGAGGAGAUCCUAAAGCUGAAGAGACAGAUCAACAACAUCUACGCUAAACACACAGGGCAGCCACUGGAAACCAUCGAGGGCGUAAUGGAAAGGGACCGCUACAUGAGUCCCAUGGAAGCACAGGACUUCGGCCUCAUCGACCGGGUCCUGGUCCACCCGCCCCAGGCAGGCCAGGAUGAGCCAGAACUGGUGCAGAAAGAGCCACCAGCAGCAGCCAGUCCCUCACCGCAGGCAGAGACUGCUGCUCCAGAGCAGGUCUCCCCCGGGACAAAUCCCCCCUCCUCGUACAAACCUGAACCAUGAACUCACCAGAGCAGAGCUGUCCGAGAUCUGCAAGCUCCUCUUCAGGAUUCAAUACCUCACAGGUCCCGAGAGCAAGACCCAGCCUCAACAGUGUUUCUCUUUUCUUAAGUAGGUCUUUCUUCCUCGUAUUUAGCACUGUGCAGUCUCUACAGAUAGUACUGCUCUACGUACAGGGAUCAGUGGUGACAUGUCUUCUUAGGAAGGUAUCGUUGGUUUGUUUUUUUUAGUUAUUCAUUUCUGUGCUCUAUGAAAUAUAAGUCAAAGAAAUGAUGGCUCGUGACUGAAAAGUAGUCAGCAGUCAUCUUUCUGAGUCCACACACUGCUGUUUAGAGGAGGGGAAGCCUGUUCAGACGACAAAGCCAUGUCUUUCUGUAGCUACCUGUUGAAGAUGUCUACUGAGGAGUGGAGAAAGCCUGUAUUUGAUAAUUCAUAUUUGUAAUAAAUAUGAGAAUUUUGACCACACUACACAAAA
This is a messenger RNA of Stegastes partitus (bicolor damselfish), 1343 nucleotides long. It is a transcript of the gene clpp, whose product is annotated as caseinolytic mitochondrial matrix peptidase proteolytic subunit. NCBI's taxonomy places the organism in Eukaryota, Metazoa, Chordata, Actinopteri, Pomacentridae. Gene Ontology annotation, biological process: protein quality control for misfolded or incompletely synthesized proteins. The transcript has 7 exons. The coding region runs from base 68 to 871 and encodes 267 amino acids. Gene Ontology annotation, molecular function: ATP-dependent peptidase activity; ATPase binding; serine-type endopeptidase activity. Gene Ontology annotation, cellular component: endopeptidase Clp complex. The record is from RefSeq and is a predicted model, not a curated record.